Molecule: messenger RNA, 2292 nt
Organism: Capronia coronata CBS 617.96
Lineage: Eukaryota; Fungi; Ascomycota; Eurotiomycetes; Chaetothyriales; Herpotrichiellaceae
Product: neutral trehalase
Exons: 5
Coding region: 1-2292 (763 amino acids)
Biological process (GO): trehalose catabolic process
Cellular component (GO): cytoplasm
Molecular function (GO): alpha,alpha-trehalase activity; calcium ion binding
Source: RefSeq, a predicted model, not a curated record
AUGAGCGUGCCAAAUGGACACAACCGCCGCCGCAGCUCAUCCUUGGACCGUCGCGAUCCUUAUUCCUCCCCCUCUGUCUAUUAUGAUGAGGAGGCAGUGAGGCGUCAGCUGUUGGGGGCGCGCAACCGAGCUGUUUCUUCUUACAUCAAACCCGCGCGUGAGAGCCUUCCAGGUUACAAGGGCAACUAUCCUGCCCGUCGAACCAGCCAUGACGAACAGUACCAGCAACAUCAGGAACUCAUAGUUGACGUUGACCGCACCUUGAAAGAUCUGAUUGAGAGAGAGGACAUUGAUGGAAAUCAACAGAUCACCAUUGAAGACAAUGGUCCCAAGCACAUCAGUUUGGGUACUCUGGCUUCAGCGGGGUAUCGGUCAGCCGAAGUCCGAGGAAAUUACAUGAUCAGCAACCUGCUGCAGGAGCUGACAUUGGCACAAGAUCUGGGCAAGAAGGUGGUAAAGAUACAUCGUUCUCGGCUCAGUGAGAACCCAGUCGACCGCUUAUCUCGUCGGAUCAGGGAUGAAUUCUGGACCAACCUGACUCGGUGUCUAGACGCAGACACCAUCGAAAAGGCUGGACGUGACCCCAAAGAUUGGACAGAUGAUCCCCGCCCUCGCAUCUACAUACCACGUGGCUGCCCGGAGCAGCACGAGUACUACACCAAGGUUGCCCAGGAUCGUCCCGAGAUCAGAUUGGAUGUCCGCUGGCUGCCCGAGGGUCCUAUCACCGCCCAGUACGUCCGCAGCCUUAACGACGCUCCCGGAAUUCUGGCUUUGGCAAUGAAGAAAGUGGUCAUCAAUGGCCAGGAAACGCUCAAAGGCGAGCCCUUUGUCGUGCCUGGCGGACGGUUCAACGAGCUGUAUGGGUGGGAUAGCUAUAUGGAGUCGAUUGGGUUACUCCAGAACGACCGGGUUGAUUUGGCGCGGUCGAUGGUCACCCACUUCUGCUUCUGUAUCCAGCAUUACGGCAAGAUCUUGAACGCGAACCGCUCCUACUAUCUUACCCGAUCUCAACCGCCGUUCUUGACGGACAUGGCACUCAAGGUCUAUGACAAGAUCAAGCACGAGCCUGGUGCCCUCGAUUUCCUGCGGACAGCCAUCUUGGCAGCGAUCAAAGAAUAUUACGAUGUGUGGAUGUCGGCUCCUCGAUACGACCCUGCCACGGGUUUGUCUCGCUACCGUCCGGAUGGUGCCGGUGUGCCGCCGGAAACGGAAGCCUCCCACUUCGUCCACAUCAUCACGCCUUAUGCCAAGAAACGCGGCAUGACCUUUGACGAGUUUGUCAAGGCUUACAACUCGGAAGAAAUCAAGGAGCCAGAGCUGGACGAGUAUUUCCUGCACGAUCGUGCCGUGCGCGAGUCGGGCCACGACACUUCAUAUCGACUGGAAGGCUGUGCGGCCAAUUUGGCCACCAUUGACCUGAAUUCACUGCUGUACAAGUAUGAAAUCGACAUAUCUUGGUGCAUCCGGCAAUAUUUCAAAGAUCGAUUGCCCAUUCCUCCCGAGUUUCGUUCGGAGGCCAAUCGUAAGGAAGGAUACGAAACAUCCGCUCCAUGGGAUCGACGAGCCCGGUUGCGCAAGGCUCGCAUUGACAAAUACAUGUGGAACGAGGCCAAAGGUAUGUACUUUGACUACGACACCGUCCACAAGAAGCGUACCUCGUACGAGAGCGCCACCACUUUCUGGGCCAUGUGGGCCGGAUGUGCAUCGCCACGACAGGCUGCCGCAUUGGUGCUGAAUGCUCUCCCCAAAUUCGAGUGCUUUGGAGGACUGGUGUCAGGAACCGAGGCGUCUCGUGGAGAGGUCGGCCUGGAUCGCCCCAAUCGACAGUGGGACUAUCCCUUUGGCUGGGCUCCUCAGCAGAUGCUCGCUUGGGGUGGGCUGAUCAAAUACGGAUAUAUCGAAGAUGCCCAGCGUCUCGCCUAUCGGUGGUUGUACAUGGUGACCAAGGCCUUCGUCGAUUUCAACGGUGUGGUUGUGGAGAAGUAUAAUGUCACCCGUGAACUUGACCCGCACAAGGUGGAGGCGGAGUACGGCAACCAGGGAGCGGAUUUCAAAGGCGUGCCGCGGGAAGGAUUUGGCUGGGUCAAUGCCAGUUAUGUGUACGGCCUCUCCUUCAUCCCCAUGCACAUGAAACGAGCAUUGGGCACCCUUACCCCGUACGAUACGUUUGCCAAAGCAACUGAAAUCAAAUUGGGCACGUUUGACGACACUAUUGAGGAAGGUUCAGACGAAUCACGACCAGACUCGGCAGAUGAGGGGGAAGCAGUCAUCAGCUCGAGCGCUGAGGAGUGA